Cryphonectria parasitica EP155 is the source of this 3216-nucleotide messenger RNA. Its product is annotated as kinase-like protein. Lineage: Eukaryota; Fungi; Ascomycota; Sordariomycetes; Diaporthales; Cryphonectriaceae. The transcript has 3 exons. Gene Ontology annotation, biological process: protein phosphorylation. The record is from RefSeq and is a predicted model, not a curated record. The coding region runs from base 1 to 3216 and encodes 1071 amino acids. Gene Ontology annotation, molecular function: protein serine/threonine kinase activity; ATP binding.
AUGAGUUCCCGCGCCGCCCUUGCGUCCCCCAUUCCCGUCAACACUACCUACGACCGGCCUUCCUCCUCCGACCGUCGCAAGAACAUGCCUUCCGCUGUCGUGCCCCCACGCACCUCGUCCCAGCAGGUCCCGGGCAAUCCUGGCGGUGCCUCGACGUCCUCGAGAAAACAGCAGCAGUCUGCGGACCGGUCGGCAUCCCAGCGCUAUGGCGGUGCGGAUGUCAACGGACAGGCCGGUGCGAGCCAUGUAUAUCAAGAGGAUGGCAGCCGCAGUCGAAGGUCAGAAAAGCCGAGCAGUAGCCAGAGAGAGCCCGCACGGACAAACGCGCCGCCAGUCGCAAUGCCUAUCCGGACACAACACAGCGCAUCGUCCACCCCGCAAGGUCCCUCUCGGGAGGCGAGUGAGAUAUUAAACACAAUGCUGGUGUCACAACCCGAGGUCGACAUCGAGCGGGAACGUGAACGCGCCGCACUGUCGCACCGACACCCGUCAGAAGCUCUUGAUGAUGCCGUUGCCGCCGCCACAGCCGGUGAGCAGCAGGGUGAGGAGUCUCGGCGUGGUACCCGGAGCAGACACGACUACAGCAAGCGAGAAAAGCACACCAAGUUUGGCGAGUACAUUCUGGGCAACACUAUCGGUGAGGGCGAGUUUGGCAAGGUCAAGCUUGGUUGGAAACAGGAGGGCGGCGUGCAGGUCGCCAUCAAGCUCAUCAAAAAGGAUCAGCUUGGUAGUAACCCGUCUCGCAUGGCCAAGAUCAUGCGUGAGGUCCACAUCCUGAAGCAGCUGACGCACCCCAACAUCGUCCGGCUGCACAAGAUGGAAGAGUCUGAGAGGCAUUACGGCAUCGUCCUAGAGUAUGCUUCAGGUGGCGAGCUUUUCGACUACAUCCUCAACCAUCGCUACCUGAAGGACAACGCCGCCCGACGGCUCUUCGCCCAGCUUGUGUCCGGCGUUGGGUACCUGCACAAGAAGGGUAUCGUGCACCGAGACCUGAAGCUGGAGAACCUCCUGCUCGACCGCAACCGCAACAUCAUCAUCACCGACUUUGGUUUUGCAAACACAUUCGACCCUACGGAGGAGCUCUCCGAAGAGGAGGAGAACAACCUUAGCGACCGGGAAUUUGUCAAGCGCAUGGGCUUGAACCAGGUGAAGCCUAAUGGGUUGAGGAAGGGCGAUCUGAUGCAGACAAGCUGUGGCAGCCCCUGCUAUGCCGCUCCAGAGUUGGUCGUCAGCGACUCGCUGUACACCGGUCGCAAGGUUGAUGUAUGGAGCUGUGGUGUGAUAUUGUACGCCAUGCUGGCAGGCUAUUUGCCUUUCGACGACGACCCCGCGAACCCCGAAGGUGACAACAUUAAUCUGCUCUACAAGUAUAUCGUCAACACCCCUCUCACCUUUCCCGAGUAUGUAACACCUCAUGCACGCGACCUGUUGCGACGAAUACUAGUCCCGAACCCGCGAAAGCGCGCCGACCUUUUCGAAGUUGCCAGGCACAGCUGGCUGAGCGAGUACGCGCACGUCGUCGAGUUUAUCACCAGCAGCACGACCACACCAGGGGAGAUCCAGAACACGACCGUCGGAGAGGAGGACGACCGACCAAUGAUGGGCCGCAGUGCUUCUGUCAGGGAAGCGCACAGAAAGGCCGCGCCCGCGCCAGCCAUCGGCGGCCUGGCUAGCAAGCAGGGUACUGUCGAUCCCGAGGCCGAGGCUGCGGCGCAUGCCAAGCAGCAGAGGGACAACAAGAGGAGGACUGUGCAGGUGGAAUACGUCGCGCCCAAUACGCAGACACAACGUGGCGAGACCGCCAGCAGUGCCCAGGGUGGCAGCUCCAUGAAGACCAAGGCGCGCUCAAGUAGUCAAGGGCCCGUCGAGGUUCAGCCUGAGAAGCCGCUGCCCCGAGACCCGCCGGCAGGCCCGCAGUACCCCCCCGUCUCUUCGAGGAAACCGCCAAGCUCGCACAUGAACAACAACCAGAACGUGGCGCCAUCUAGGACGAGUCGGGAAUCUACACGAGCAGCUUCUGAUGGCUCCUGGAUGAGCUCUGGCAUGGGCGCUUCAGGACGUCCCAUGACUGGCGGGUCAGCCAAUUCAAUGGGUCUUGGAAGCGGGAGAUCUCAGUAUGGCCAGCCGUCCGCCCCUAUGGUUGCUGAUACUAACGUGCAUGGAAGAAUACAACAACCGCCCGGUCGCUCCAACCACGAACACUCUGGUCACGCGCAUACGCAGAGCACAGAUUUCGGCAGACUCUCCGCCAACACGCACAACAAACCUGGCAGCAACUCCGGAUACUCCGAUGCUGGCAGCGACACCAAGGGCCACAGGCGAUCCAACACGAUUGGUGAAAUCGGCGGCAAGAUCUUCGGUCGGAGCGGGUCGCUCUUCGGCAAUCGGAACCGCAAGAGCCAACAAAUUCGGCCCGAAGAGAAGAGGUAUCCUCCUGUCAGCAUGACAAAGCCCAUCGCCGACGAUGCUGUGGGACGUCCGUCCAUGGACUCGAAGCCCUCGCGGCGGUCGUUCUCGCUCGGCCUGGGAGGGAAGAAGAGGUCUGGGAGCAUGACAGGGUCGUCGACAUCUCUCGAUAAGCAGAGCAAGCGCUUCUCGUUGCUGCCCAACUCGUUCUCCCUGAAGGCCAUUGGGCUCGGAAAGGAUGACGGCUACGACCAGCGUGGUUCACAACCGAGCCUGGCGGCCCAGGAUCCGCCGCAGGUUGAUGAACAUGGACGGUAUUUCGAGCAACCCCACGCGCCGGAUGCUACCGACAUCGACGGCAUGUAUGCUCAACUACAACAUCCUCAGGGACCCGCCCCAACCUCGGCACCUGGCCAGGCUCAACAGUAUCAGCAGCAUCAGUACGGCCCAGCAAAUACGCAUCUGGACCAAAGGCAGCAAGAUGCUAGGCAGAACCAGGCGCAGGCUCGUAUGAUGCACCAGCAGCAGCAGGGCGCAGCCCCCAAUAGUGCCUCGGGUUCGUCUGCUGAGCACAUUCAACGGCCAACAAACCAAUCGGCCUACUCGCUCGACCAGUCCGACUCCAGGAGAACUCCUAGUAGGGGUGGCCGCGGUGUUCUAUCCAAGAAUAAGCGAUUCGUUGAUGCCUACGAUACGGACGAAUACUCGCAGACACAACGGCACGGUCCUGCGGGCAGUAGUGGAGCGGCUAGGAGGGUUAUGGACUUUUUCCGUAGGAGAGGGAAGGCAAGAGGUGGUGAGGACCGAUGA